AUGGUUCUGCCCGCGACACUCACGGUGGGAACCCGUGGCCUGCUCGGGGCGCUGAGGCAGCUGAGGGGGGUGUCUGGCAGCGCGGUUGCGAGGGGCAGCGCGGCGAGCCCCAUUGCUGGCGGCACUAGCAGCGGUGGCGACGGCGGUGGCGGCAACGCUGGCAGCGGCGGCGCCGAGCCUGAUGUCUUCACCGCGUCGCUACAGCACAAGGCGGAGGAGGAGCUGCAGCAGCUGAUUGCCAAACCAGGACAGGGAGCAACGCCGGUAGCAGCCGCAGCAGGCGACAAGCAGGCAGGCGGCGAGGCACCGCCCCAGCCUGCCGGCGGGCUUCCCCCCGAGUAUGGCGGGUAUGCAGGCCCCGAGCCGACGCGGUACAAAGACUGGGAGAUCAAGGGGCGCUGCUCCGACUUCUGA
This is a messenger RNA of Chlorella variabilis, 414 nucleotides long. RefSeq lists its product as hypothetical. The coding region runs from base 1 to 414 and encodes 137 amino acids. The record is from RefSeq and is a predicted model, not a curated record. The transcript has 2 exons. NCBI's taxonomy places the organism in Eukaryota, Viridiplantae, Chlorophyta, Trebouxiophyceae, Chlorellales, Chlorellaceae.